AUGGCUAUUGCCACCUGUUCAGCCACCUCGGACGUUACCCCCUUGACCAAUGCUGCGUUAAUGAUCGUACCAUCCCCGCGUAUCGAGACGGCCGCAUACCUGUCGCUGUGCCCGUACUGGGCCGCGUCUACAAAUGCCGCCAGUCCCGGGAAGAUGCGUCUGCCGGCCAUGCGUACCAACAAAGUGCCGCUGUCUGGCAGAGUUCUUCAGCAGGAAGCGCUGGACUUCGCAUGCAUUCUCGGGCACGCUGAUUUUAAGGCUAGCCCUGGCUGGUUGAGCCGUUUCAAAGCCCGCCACGACAUAGUGGCGAAAGUCAUUUUCGGGGAGGCAGCAGCCGUCGACCCUUUAACAACGUCGUCGUGGCUGCUGACCAACAAAGUACUGGACCAGUACAAGCCCUCGGACAUUUACAACGCAGAUGAGCCGGCCUUGUUCUACGAGAUGCUACCAUCGAAGACCCUGGACUUAAAAGGCCAGAAAUGCCUCAGGGGGAAACACAGCAAGCGGCGUGUAACAAUUUUGUUGCGCACCAACAUGGACAGCACAGAUAAACGGCCACUGCUUGUAAUCGGCAGAAGUAAGAAGCCCCGCUGCUUCAAGGGAAAUCGUCGGCUGCCCGUACAGUACACCGCGAACCUGAAGGCAUGGAUGACCCGGGCCAUAUUUGGCAGCUGGCUCGAGGCCUUCGAUACGGACAUGCGGAAGCCACUUGAUCAAGGCGUCAUUCGUAGCAUCAAGUGCGCCUACAAGGAGAGGCUGAUUCAGCGUCUGCUGCUGAACCUCCAGUUGAAGCGUCCCACCGUAGUGGACAUGUUCAUGGCGCUUGAGAUGAUGGCCACCGCAUGGGUUGCGAUGUCGCCAGCCGUGAUAGCUAAUUGUUUUAAUCAUGCCGGCUUCAUUGCCACUCGGCAAGCAUCAUGCGCUGAUCCAGUGGCAUCGCAAGAAGAUUCGCCUGAAGGUGCACUAGUUUACAGUGCUGACGGAGCAGUGCCGCCAUCGCUGGCCCACACAUGGGAUGAACUUUCUGCCGUGACAGAUGGUGUUCCGGAUGGCCUCAGCAUCGAUGAGUUCGUUCGUGGGGAUGAAGGUGUUGUCGUCCAUGAAGAGAUGACUGAUGAGGUCAUCAUAAGUAGCGUUUGCCAAGGUGCCGAUGCCGCCGCCGACCACCAUACACCAAAGCAAGAGAGGACUGCGAACCCACGGGAUGUGUUGAAUGCCUUCGAUGUAAUUCGAUAA
Dermacentor albipictus is the source of this 1236-nucleotide messenger RNA. The record is from RefSeq and is a predicted model, not a curated record. NCBI's taxonomy places the organism in Eukaryota, Metazoa, Arthropoda, Arachnida, Ixodida, Ixodidae.